AUGGUGGACCAAUUUGAUCCCAACUUCACUGAGAAUGUCAUCAAUGCGACGGGUCCAAAGACGGACCCGCGCAUGCGGCAAGUGAUGACCUCUCUCAUCCGCCACCUUCACGACUUUGCUCGCGAGGUCGAACUCACCGUCGACGAGUGGAUGGCGGGUGUGAACUUGAUCAACUGGGCAGGCCAGAUGAGCAAUGACAGGAGAAACGAAGGGCAGUUGGUGUGCGAUGUCUUGGGCCUUGAAUCCCUUGUCGACGAGAUUACCUUCUCGCGCGCCGCAAACGCUCCCGACGCUGCCACUGCCACCGCUAUCCUUGGUCCGUUCUUCAGAACUGGCGCACCACAUUAUCCCAACGGCUCGAGCAUCAUCAAGACCCCUCCCACCGAGGGUGGUGAGGUGACUUUCAUGCAUGGCAGAGUUGUCGAUUCCACAACUGGAGAACCGAUCGAAGGGGUGGUAAUCGAUGUGUGGGAAGCGUCCACAAACGGAUUGUACGAGCAACAGGAUCCCAACCAAGCAGACUGCAACCUUCGAGGAAGAUUCACGACGGAUAAGGAUGGAAAGUACUCAUUGUACUGCCUAAGGCCAACUCCCUAUCCAAUUCCAUUCGACGGCCCGGCUGGAAAGAUCCUUCAGCUCCUUGACCGACACCCGAUGCGCCCAGCCCACAUUCAUUUGAUUGCCACGCACAAGGACUAUAAACCGAUUACGACCCAGAUCUUCGACAGUGAAGAUAAAUAUCUCUCAAAUGAUUCCGUUUUUGCCGUAAAACACUCAUUGGUUGUUGAGUUCAAGCCUUUAGAAGGCAACGACCAAGCAACCAGGGAAUUGGAGUACGACUUGAAACUGAAAAAGCCGUCCUCUACUUAA
Uncinocarpus reesii 1704 is the source of this 870-nucleotide messenger RNA. RefSeq lists its product as uncharacterized. The coding region runs from base 1 to 870 and encodes 289 amino acids. Lineage: Eukaryota; Fungi; Ascomycota; Eurotiomycetes; Onygenales; Onygenaceae. Gene Ontology annotation, biological process: catechol-containing compound metabolic process. The record is from RefSeq and is a predicted model, not a curated record. Gene Ontology annotation, molecular function: catechol 1,2-dioxygenase activity; ferric iron binding. The transcript has 4 exons.